GGUGGCGCGCGCGGAGAGUGCCUGCCACCGCCGCCUGCCCAAGUGUCAGCUCCACGCACCGGCUGGCGCAUCGCUGGCCUGGCGCCCCCGGCCCCCCGGGCCCUGACCCCGCGCCCCUGCACCCCGGAUCCGAGCAUGCCACGCGCCCGUAAGGGCCACAGCAGCGCGCCCCGCAAGGGCGGCCAGCACCGCAGAGGGGGUGCCCAGAGCAGUACCCAAGCUGACUCAGGUUCCAGUGAGGAUGAGGCUGCCAGCGAGGUCCGCAGCACCACCAGUGACUGCCCCAGCCUUCUGAGCACCACUGGGGAGGACAAUCUUGGGGGGGAUGCUGUGGAUGAGCAAGGCCAGCAGGAAGACCUUGAAGAAAGGUUGAAGGAGUAUGUGGACUGCCUUACAGACAAGAGUGCCAAGACACGGCAAGGUGCUCUUGAGAACCUGCGCCUGGCCCUGGCCUCCCGCCUUCUCCCCGACUUCUUGCUGGAGCGCAGCUUCACACUGGCUGAUGCCUUGGAAAAGUGCCUCAAGAAAGGGAAGGGCGACGAGCAGGCUCGGGCAGCUGCCGUGCUGGGUCUGCUCUGUGUGCAGCUGGGCCCAGGACCCAAGGGCGAGGAAUUAUUCCAUAGCCUGCAGCCCCUGCUGGUUUCAGUGCUCAGUGACAGCACAGCUAAUCCCACUGCCCGGCUCCAUUGUGCUUCUGCUCUUGGCUUGGGCUGUUACGUGGCUGCCACUGAUGUCCAGGACCUGGUUUCUUGCCUCACCUGUUUAGAAGGUGUUUUCAGCCGGUCCUGCGGUGUGGGUGGCUCCACAGCCUCGGUGGUCUCCGCCAGCCUGCAUGGCCUGCUCUGUGCUGCUCUACAGGCCUGGGCGUUGCUACUGACCAUCUGUCCCAGCAGCCACAUCAGCCACAUCCUGGACAGGCAGCUCCCGCAGCUGUCCCUCCUCUUGUCCAGCGACAGCGUAAACCUGCGCAUGGCUGCGGGCGAGACUAUCGCGCUGCUCUUUGAGCUGGCCCAGGACCUGGAGGAGGACUUCAUUUAUGAUGACAUGGAGACACUCUGUGGAGUCCUGCGUACUCUGGCCACGGACAGCAACAAGUUCCGGGCCAAGGCUGAUCGCCGGAGGCAGCGCUCCACCUUCCGUGCCGUGCUGCACUUUGUGGAGGGUGGCGAGUAUGAGGAAGAGACGGUCCGUUUCGGGCUCGAGGUGCUCUACGUGGAUAGCUGGGCUCGACGCCGGGUCUACGCUGCCUUCAAGGACGUGCUGGGUUCUGGCUUGCACCACCACCUGCAGAACAACGAACUGCUCCGGGACAUCUUCGGCCUCGGACCCGUGCUGGUGCUGGAUGCCGCUGCCCUCAGAGCCUGCAAGGUCUCUCGCUUUGAGAAGCACCUCUACAAUGCCGCUGCCUUCAAAGCCCGGACCAAGGCCCGCAGCCGCGUGCGGGACAAGCGGGCAGAUAUCCUGUGAGGCUCAGCUCCAGGAGACUGUCCACACUCCUACCUGGAUUUAUAACAGAAGCCAGUGCCACAGUUGGUCUCUGCCAGGAAUUGUUGUUUUAUAUUUUUUAUUGACAAAACCAAAAACAGGUGGGCGGGUGGCGGAAGGCCAGCUCAGGGGGACUCUGGCCCUUUGCCUCUGCACUCAGCCAUGGAGCUUUCUUCCUGCCCUCUCCCCCUGGUUCUGGUGCCAGCAGUGGGAGGCAGUUCCUUUCCUUUCUCAGGUCUUCUCCCCCGGGGGUUGAGCUUUUGGGUAAAUGCCAUUGUGAGGAAGCCAGGCUACUGGAAUGAAUUGAUUUGCUGAUUUAUAGCUUAUUAGAGAUCAUUAAACUGAAUGCUUUGCUUUCAAGGG
This is a messenger RNA of Suncus etruscus (white-toothed pygmy shrew), 1848 nucleotides long. It is a transcript of the gene IFRD2, whose product is annotated as interferon related developmental regulator 2. Lineage: Eukaryota; Metazoa; Chordata; Mammalia; Eulipotyphla; Soricidae. The transcript has 12 exons. The coding region runs from base 136 to 1467 and encodes 443 amino acids. The record is from RefSeq and is a predicted model, not a curated record.